CCAAUGAGCUUGUAGAAACUGAAUUGUUCCAUUGCAACUUGUUACGGAGGACAAUGUAAUUGUAUACCCCUUCUGGUGAUAGCUUGCAAAUCACAGGCUUUUGUCAUAUUGUUAUGGUUUUUGCUUGUGGAUAAUGCUGUUAAUAUUUGGUUUGUGACUGGUUUAGAUAUGCAGCACGUUAUAUGAACUAUAAUGAGGGAUUUGGUAAAGGAUGAUCAGACCAGUCUAACCCAAGAUAUAAGGGUGUCAUCUUGGUGACAGGAUUUGGAGAGAAAGUCGAGAUCAUUGCAUCUUUCCCCACUUUUGUUAUGUAUGAAGAGCUUUUUAUUUUUAUGUAGUUUUGAUGGUCUGGUUUGAUUGAUCAUGAAUAUUUUGCAUGCAUUCCAAGCUGUGAUCAUCUGUUUGUGGUGUGCUUAGAUGUUAUCGAAUUGGGAGGACAAGCCUGACUACUGUGCAAGAUCGGAAGAAACAGUUAAGCUACAACAAAGAUACUCAAAAGUUAGACACCAAAAUUCGUGUUUUCAGUUUCUGUUUUGCCAUAUUCAUUGGUGACCUCAACCCUCAGCGACUGCAACAUUUUUGACAAUACAAUCCUAAGGAACUCAAAUGGCUACCCUGUUUGAAAACACUGGACCUCAGCAACAACCCUAUUACGCAGCUUCCCAAGGCCUUCACAAAUCUCUCAUUUCUCGAGAGCAGAGACUUAUCUGGAUUUACAGCUUGAUAUGCUUUCGGAGAUCGCAAGGAGUUUGGAGAAGCUGAAUGUGUUCUACUGCAACUUGGGAAUAUCCAAGCUGGAGCCUGAUGGAGAAAAUGCUAUUGAGCUGAUCAACCGAUCCGGGCUAUACCAUUUGGAAUCUGCAGACAAAAAUGAAGUAACACUGACUAAUAUGCUCACAUCAACAGCAAUGAAGGCAUCUAGUAGGUGAUUCAUCGAUGCCAACAACCAUUUCAGUGCAUCCAUUCUAUAAUAGUGGAUACUGUAAAACUCAUGUGCGAAGCAUAUACACAUUUAGGCCAAAAUUACAGAAGGUGUUGUACAUGACCCAUGUAAUAAGCUUACUGAAAAUAG
This is a messenger RNA of Linum trigynum, 1072 nucleotides long. Lineage: Eukaryota; Viridiplantae; Streptophyta; Magnoliopsida; Malpighiales; Linaceae. The record is from the annotation of a GenBank genome assembly.